Molecule: messenger RNA, 1792 nt
Organism: Bipolaris maydis ATCC 48331
Lineage: Eukaryota; Fungi; Ascomycota; Dothideomycetes; Pleosporales; Pleosporaceae
Product: ammonia permease
Biological process (GO): late endosome to vacuole transport; cellular response to nitrogen starvation; autophagy
Cellular component (GO): phosphatidylinositol 3-kinase complex, class III, type II; phagophore assembly site; phosphatidylinositol 3-kinase complex, class III, type I
Source: RefSeq, a predicted model, not a curated record
CAGCAUGAAGGUCCACCUCUCAUAACAUUAUGCCGAACGACACAAAAUCAGCUAGCUUGGCCUGUCAGAAGUGCCGGACACCCAUAGACAUCGAUGCUUCUAUCGACCAGCUCAACCCGGCUGCCUUCAAGCUGUUGACAGACUCCGUAGUUUCAGGUCAGAUCCAGGCUCCGAAGAUCUCGCCAAACCGCCAGUCGCGUCCUCCAAACCCUCCAGAACAUCUCAAGACCUAUCAAGAUGCGAUCAAAGAUGCAAAGACACCUACAUACCGACGCAAUAUCCAAGGCGCACCGCAAUCAAGAAGCCCAAAUGGCCCUCAGAAUCCCGCCAUGUCGUUUAUCGACAUACACAUGUCCGAGUCGAUGAUCAACCCAUCCUCUGCAGAACCAGCCCAAAGUACCAAUGGCAAAACGCAAGCAGAGGAUGCAAAGGCCGAUGGCAAUGAUAAAACAAAGCGGAAAGGCGCAAAGAAUGGUCUGGGCACGGCGGGAGGUGCGAGUCUAGCAGACGGGCUCGAGACGACAAAUCGCAUGUUCGAGAUCCUGUCUGCGCGCUCCGAUAUCGACCACCCAAUAUGCGUGGAAUGCACCGAGAUUCUUAUAGAUGGACUACAAAAACGACUUGGCGUAGCGACUCGAGAGCGCGAUGCAUACGUAGACUUUCUCCGCCGCGCCAACACCGACGUGCCCAGCGCCGAAGAAGUCAAAGCUGCCGAAGCGGCGCUCAAAGCAGCUAAGAAGGCCGAAAGCACCGCCAUUACCCAGCUUGAGAACCUCGAGGCCGAAAAGGCAGAACUAGACAACCAGAUUGCGGCCCUGGAAGCAGAAGCGCGGAUACUGGAUCAAGAAGAAAACGAGUUCUGGAAGAGCCGAAACGCUUUCAACACGACCUUGACCGAGUUCCAAAACGAGCGCGACGCUCUAGCCACAAGGUAUGCUCACGAUGCACAGGUGCUGAAUCAGCUGCAGAGAAGGAGCGUCUACAAUGAUUCCUUCAACAUCACGCAUGACAACCACUUUGCCACCAUCAACGGCCUGCGCCUCGGACGCCUACCAAACCCGUAUGUUGACUGGCCUGAAAUCAACGCCGCAUGGGGCCAGACCUGUCUGCUACUCGCUACUCUAGCAGAGCGUCUAGGCUACAAGUUUGACGGUUACGAACUCUGCCCCAUGGGCUCCACAUCAACGAUUACACGCAUAGAAGCCAAAGGAGGGGCCUCGGUCGCCGAGUCAACAACAAGGCAUCAACAUGCAUCUACAGCGACUACAGCUUCAUCACCACAGAUAUCCAAACAGCGUCUGGAACUAUACUCAUCAGGAGAUUUCCCCAUCAACUUUGGUUUCCUGCACCGCAAGUUCGACGCAGCCAUGGUGGCUUUCCUCGAAUGUCUCAAGCAGUUGGGCGAAUUCGUUGAAAACCAGGCUCCUCCGAAUGCUGGCGGCGUGGGGGUUUCUGGUGGUGGUGGUGGUGGUGGUGGCGGCGGGGGCGUUAAGAUGCCGUACGAGAUACGCAAGGAUCGGAUCCAUGAUCAGAGUAUCAAGCUGGCGCUCAACAAGGAUGAAGGAUGGACAAAGGCGUGCAAGUACACGCUGACGUGCUGCAAAUAUUUGCUCGCGCACGCAAACAAUGUUGAGAGUAACGCCAUGCGGAGACGGUAGGCUAGGCUAGGCAAAGCAUGGCUAGAUUGAGAGAAGAAGAAUGGAGAACGAGGAGAGAGUGGGACUGGUGGUACAAGCAUGCUUGCUUGUUGUUUUCGAGAUGGAUAAGAUACCCAAAUAUUGAUUGAUUCUUG